Molecule: messenger RNA, 1113 nt
Organism: Mesorhabditis belari
Lineage: Eukaryota; Metazoa; Nematoda; Chromadorea; Rhabditida; Rhabditidae
Source: the annotation of a GenBank genome assembly
AUGAGACCCAGCUUUUUCGUUUCUUUACUUUUUCUCUUUUUAUUGAUAUCAUCAAGUUUAUUGCUAAUUUAUCUGAUCAAACUGAAACCAACUCACAUUUUGGACUCUCUCGUUUACCCCGAAGAUGCGCCAAGUUCUGAACUGUUGGAGUUGAAUGACAGAAUCUGGAAUCAAUUGAAUUAUAAAUCGAAGCCAAAGCAAAGCCCUGUGAUAAUUUUCAAAUCAUCAAAUAUCGAUCGAGAGAUUCCGUUGGGUUAUCGUUACUUUCAUGAGUCUGGUUGUCGAGUGAGCAAUUGUUUCAUCACCGUUAAUGAAUCAAAAUUUUCCACAGCCGACGUUUUGUACCUCUCGCCUGAAGAUUUCGACAUGAGACCUUCCCCAAAAUCUUCACAAAUCACCGUACUCCGAUUAUUAGAAAGCCCAGAAAACACUCAAAAAUUGAAGUUUUUGAAUGGAAAAAUAAACUUCACGGCAAGCUAUCGAUGGGAUGCCGAUUUUGUGAUUCCUUAUGGAAAAGUGAUCAAAGGGCCAUCAAAGAAACAAAUUUACAUACCAAAAAAGAAAAAAUUGGGUGCUUGGUUUGUGUCGAACUGUGUGACGAUCAACGAUCGGAUGGGAAUCGUGAAAGAGCUGCGGAAAUAUGUUGAGAUUGACAUCUACGGCUCUUGCACCAACCGAGCGAUCACCCAGCGACAAGCCGAGAGUUUUCUCCGAAACGAUUACCAAUUCUAUUUUGCUUUCGAAAAUUCAAAUUGCCGGGAUUACGUGACGGAGAAAUUCUUUCAAGCGUUACGCUUUGGCGCCAUUCCGAUCGUUUUUGGGGCUUCAUUAGAAUUCUAUCAAAAGAUCGCUCCAAAAGAUUCCUUUGUUCACAUCUCUCAAUUCCCCUCGAUCAAGGAGUUGGCAAGAUUCCUGAAACUCGUCGCUUCCACACAAGAGCUCCUGGAAAAGUUCCACGCGUGGCGCACCGAGUACAGCUUUGUGGACACGAGAUUUUACUGUCGCUUGUGUGCUCUCAUGCAGAACCCGCACGAGAAAGUGUAUGAAGAUUUGAGUGAAUGGUUCUCUGCUGAACACGAUUGUGUGCGGUCGAAUUUUUCAACGUUUUGGAGC